CCUUUUUCUUUCUCGAAUCUUCGAUAAUUCAUUGAAGAUUUCUUUAAGAAUUCUUAAAUAUAUGAAUUCAUGAAUUUGAUUGUUUGCUUUGCUUGGCUGAUGGGGGAAUUAUGGUGCAUGCUUUUGGAGUAAAAUUUUGUUUCUGCAAUUUCUAAGAGAAUUUAUUCCAGCUGGCGGAGCGGAGUCAAUAAUAAAAAGUUCUGGGACUGUGUUGUGGGUCUAUGAUGGACAAUAAUAACGAUUUUACAUUUUGUCAGGUCAGUUCCCCUAUCAAUCAGGAUGAUCUCGAAACAAACAAGCUUGCUUCAGAUAUGGCUGAUAUUACCAUAAAAGAAGAAUCCUCCAAUGCUACUAGUAGUAGUAAUAUUAGUAGUCAUAAUCAUAGUCAGAAUAGUGGUGCCCUAUGGAUGGAUGGGUUGCCAAAUAAUCCCAACUCUAAGAAGCAGGCUUCAGUUGGCUCUUUAUCUUACAGUGUAACUGACACAACACCAUCAAAUCAGGCACAUGAAUUGAACACAAAAGCAGUAUAUAGUGAUGCUGAGAAUUCACUUCAGAAGUUAUUAGAAGAAAAGAAACCUAUGAAAAAGCCAGCACCUCGGGCCAAAGUUCCUUUUGAAAAGGGCUAUAGCCAAAUGGACUGGUUAAAGCUUACUCGAUCACAUCCUGACAUUGCAGGUUUGAAGGGAAAGUCCAACAGAAGACUUAUUUCUAUGGAUGAAGUUAGACAACACCAAACAGAAGGGCAAAUGUGGACUGUUUUAAAAGGACGUGUUUACAAUAUAUCCCCAUAUAUGAAGUUUCACCCUGGUGGUGUUGAUAUGUUAAUGAAGGGCGUGGGAAAAGAUUGUACCUCUCUGUUCAAUAAAUACCAUGCUUGGGUUAAUGCAGAAUUCUUAUUGGAGAAAUGCCUUGUAGGCACUUUAGACGAUACUCAGUGAAGAAAGAACAGUUGUGUUCUAAUAAUGAAUUGGUAAGGGUUCAUAUACAAUGAGGAAUAAAAUUUUGUCACAUGCUUAUUUUUAUAGAAUCCCUAUGGGAAUCUGAUGUACAAUUACACGAGUAUUAAGUUGUAAACUGGGAUAUUUAUCUGCAUUUAAUAUGUGAUCGUUGAAUCUGUUCAAUUUAA
This is a messenger RNA of Prosopis cineraria, 1126 nucleotides long. RefSeq names its product cytochrome b5 domain-containing protein RLF. Bases 222 to 938 code for a protein of 238 amino acids. The record is from RefSeq and is a predicted model, not a curated record. NCBI's taxonomy places the organism in Eukaryota, Viridiplantae, Streptophyta, Magnoliopsida, Fabales, Fabaceae. The transcript is spliced from 6 exons. Gene Ontology annotation, molecular function: heme binding.